AAGAACCAACGGGAGAAGAUCCUGCUCGCCACUCGCUUUGGUGAAAUCCCGUCUCUCUCCGCGGCUCACUCGCUCAGACGGCCGUCAUGGCGACCGCAGAGAGCCUCUGCUGCGGGGCUAACCGCAUUUAAAAACUCCCUUGGGAUUCACAUUUUCUCUCCGUGCGCCCGGACGUGGAUGUAAUAUCUUCAUUUCAGCUGCGGGAAAUAGUUUGGCUUGGUCAAGCCCGCAUUACCAGAAAAGAGAAGAAGGGUUUUUGCAGUGAACAUCCCAGAGCACCAUGGCAGAGCCAGACCCAGAGAACCUGUCUUCUGGAGCAGGUCAGCGUCUUGGAGCCCCUGAGACUCUUGGCAUCAGUACAUUGGACCCAGGCCACAAGCCCCCGGCCAUGCCCCCUGGGCGACAUGUCACUGUCACGGUCCGUAUGUUGGAUGACACGGAAGAGGUUUUUGACGUCUCGCAAAAAGCGUCGGGCAAGGUGCUAUUUGACCUGGUGUGCUCCCACAUGAAUCUGAUUGAGGGUGACUACUUUGGCCUGGAGUUUCAAAACCACAAAAGCAUGAUGGUUUGGUUGGACCACAUCAAACCGAUUAUUAAGCAGCUUCGACGACCGAAAAACACAACCCUGAGGUUCAGUGUGAAGUUUUUCCCUCCUGACCAUGCGCAGCUGCUGGAGGAGCUGACGAGGUACCUGUUUGCCCUCCAGGUCAAGCAGGAUCUCUCCAGUGGACGUAUGAUGUGCAACGACACCAGCGCGGCUCUGAUGGUCUCCCACAUCAUCCAGUCUGAGAUUGGGGACUUUGACGAGAGCCACUGCCGCUCACACCUGCUAAACAACAACUACAUUCCAGAUCAGAUGCCCCUGAUCGACAAAAUCAUGGAGUUUCACUCAAAGCAUAUAGGUCAGUCACCAGCAGAGUCAGAUUUUCAGUUGUUGGAGGUUGCUCGCAAGCUGGAUUUUUACGGGACUCGGCUGCACCCUGCCAAGGAUCGGGAAGGUUCGAAGUUAAGUCUGGCUGUGGCGCACACGGGCGUUUUGGUCUUCCAGACACACACAAGGAUCAACGCCUUCAACUGGUCCAAAAUACGCAAGUUGAGCUUCAAGCGAAAACGUUUUCUCAUCAAGCUAAGGCCAGAUCUAAACAGCUCCUGUCAGGACACUCUGGAGUUUUUGAUGGCCAGCAGGGAUUGCUGUAAAGUCUUCUGGAAGAUCUGUGUGGAAUAUCACGCCUUCUUCCGCCUCUUUGAAGAACCUAAACCCAAACCCAAGCCUAUGCUCUUCACCCGAGGAUCUUCCUUCAGAUUUAGCGGUCGCACACAGAAGCAGGUGAUUGAUUAUGUGAGGGAAUCAGAGUUCAAGAAGAUCCCGUUUGAAAGGAAACACAGCCGGGUCAGAUACAGCAGUAGAGUUCAACACAACAGUCGCCUGUCGCCGCUGCCUUCUCCUCGCCACCAUGAAGUGCCAUCAGAAAGUGGUGUUCCUGAGGACUUCUCCUCUUCUUCUCCUCCUCGGCGUCACUGGAAGGAGUCGGUGCUUGUCAGUGCCGAAGACCCAGCAGCUUCACGAACUUCAAAGAUGAGCCCAAACCAUCAAAGAAACGGCCACGAAGACAGAAAGGAGUCCGUUUCCAAGCCUGAGGAAUCAAGAGGGUCAACACGACAGAUGUCCCCAGAACAUCCGAGCAAAGGUGUGGCUCCCCACAGCCCUCCGCCGUCCGGACACCCCCAUGGGAUGGUGAACGGUCAGAAGUCCCUGGAGUUGUGCAGCAACAGUCUCGACGGCCGUCAGCCUUCGCCUCUGACCAGCCCGCUACUCAACGACGCCUGCAGCAUUCGCACUGAUGAUGAAGAUGAGGUCCGGAGAAAGAGAUUUCCCACUGAUCGAGCCUAUUUCAUCGCCAAAGAGCUGCUGACCACAGAGAGGACAUAUCUGAAGGACCUGGAGGUGGUGACUGUGUCUUUCCAGAGUGUUGUGGAACAAGACGAGGCGACCCCUGACUCCCUGAAGAACACCAUUCUCUCCACCUUUGAGCCGCUCCACAAGUUUCACACUGGUUUCCUCAGGGAGGUGGAGCAGAGGCUGGCUAUGUGGGAAGGACGUUCCAAUGCACACAUUAAAGGAGACUACCAGCGCAUUGGAGAUGUGAUGCUGAAAAACCUUCAAGCUUUGAAGCCUCUGACCACAAACAUGCACAAACACUCUGACAUCCUCCUUGAGCUGGAGAAGGCGUGCAAAGCGUCCCGUAGGAUGGAAAAUUUAUGCAGAGACUUUGAGCUGCAAAAAGUGUGCUACAUCCCCCUGAAUGUCUUCGUCCUGCGACCUCUCCACCGCCUCAUUCACUACAAGCAGAUCCUGGAGCGCCUGUGCAAACACUACCCAGCCACUCAUGAGGACUUCAGGGACUGCAGAGCUGCUCUGGCAGAUGUUUCUGAGGUGGUGGACCAGCUCCAGGGGAGUCUACUCAAGAUGGAGAACCUCCAGAAGCUCCUGGAGCUACAGAAGGAUUUGCUCGGUGUUGACAAUCUUGUGGUUUCUGGUCGUGAGUUCAUCAGGUUAGGCUGCCUUAGCAAACUGUCCGGAAAAGGCCUUCAGCAGCGAAUGUUUUUUCUGUUUAAUGACGUCAUUUUGUACACGAGUCGAGGGAUGACACCGACCAAUCAGUUCAAAGUGCACGGGCAGCUGCCUCUCCGUGACAUGACAAUCAGAGAGAGCGAGGAAGAGUGGGGUGUGCCUCACGCCUUCACCCUGGUUGGACAGGGACAGUCGGUGGUGGUAGCAGCAAGUUCGCUGACAGAGAUGGAGAAGUGGAUGCAGGACAUCAAGAUGGCGAUAGAGAUGGCAAAAACCAGCAAUGGUCCCACAUCGGCUGCGCUGACCUGCACGCUGACUGAUAACAAAUGCCCGGAGGACUCCACGGCGGAGGCAGAGUCCGAGGACGACACAACAGCUUUGCAUACGUCGCUGGAGAAGCCCACACCUCACCGUGGCAACACCAUGGUGCACGUGUGCUGGCACAGGAACACCAGUGUGUCCAUGGUGGACUUUAGCGUAGCUGUGGAGAAUCAGCUAUCGGGAAACCUGCUGAGAAAAUUCAAGAAUAGCAACGGGUGGCAGAAGCUGUGGGUGGUCUUCACCAACUUCAGUCUGUUUUUCUACAAAUCUCACCAGGAUGAUUAUCCUUUGGCCAGCCUCCCUCUGCUGGGAUACUCAGUCACUGUUCCCACUGAAAAUGAAAACAUUCACAAGGACUACGUCUUCAAGCUACAUUUUAAGUCUCAUGUGUACUACUUCAGAUCGGAAAGUGAAUACACUUUUGAGAGGUGGAUGGAGGUCAUUCGCAGCGCUACAGUCUCCUCCAGCCAGGCCCGCCUCCUGAACAGCAAAGAUCCCCACCCUCACUGAUUCAAUCGGAGUUGUUUUUCCCCGUAUCACAUAUGGGUGGCAUCUGCCCGUCUCGUCCUGCCCUGUCCCUCAGCGACACUUUGCUUUCCUUCUCUACACAUCUGGGACAUUUAUACAUGUGUACAUGCACACUUUGUGCUCUUUAUUUUUGAAUGCUUUAAAUGGUGACACGUCCGCUGGUUUAGACUGCAUCAGAGACUGCGUUUUUAUUCUCCAACUCUAAAACCUCUUUUUAUGGAUGUCGUUUUAUACAGCUUUUCUAACAGUCUGAAUCACUUUCCAGACUCUGGUUUUACAUUUUGUCAUUUUUGCAGCAGGAACACAUGAUGUAGACUCUUUCUUAGGCAGUAAAACUUCUUUAAGCAUUGUCAGUUUUGUUUUGAGCUUGAAAGUUUUGAGCUGCAUUGUCAGUGCCAAAUUGGUUUAUAGCAAAGUCAGGGACUUUUUAAGGAGUAGGAUGGUCCCCCUGUCUGCUCAUAAGAAACAGACCACCCUUUAACUGUGUAAGCUCUGCUCCCAGCUGGCCCAGCAAAACAUUGUUGCUGAAGAAACAGAUGAAAGCAUAAAAUUAUUUUACUACCAGUGGUAGCUGCCAUCAUCACAAAUGCUGUCUUAAAUAAAGUAAUUCUUCUACUUGCUGAUCUUCAUUCUAUGGAAACGGAGUAUUUUUUAAACCCUGAAAUUAUUCAACUGGAUGGGACAUAACGAUAUCUGUUCAUAAUUGCUACAUUUUGAGGGAAUGUGGAACUGAAGGCUUUAAGGAUUGUGUGGGGGUGUGCGUGUAGGCGUGUACGUAUGCGUGUGAAAGAGAAACAAAUUAAAAACUUUCAGAUCAAAACCAUUCGUCAUCCUGACUCCUACAUACAGGUCUUUUUAUGGUCCUGAAUGAGUGCAGAUAUGCAAUUAAGUGUUAUGAAAUGGAAAAAUUAUGAUUCUGCUUGGAAGUUUCUUUUUUUGUUUUUUGUGUAUGCUUUUGGUUUUUGAGACAAGAAGGUUUUUGGAAAUUAAAGCAAUAAAAACUUAA
This is a messenger RNA of Xiphophorus hellerii (green swordtail), 4427 nucleotides long. RefSeq names its product FERM, ARHGEF and pleckstrin domain-containing protein 1-like. Gene Ontology annotation, molecular function: cytoskeletal protein binding; guanyl-nucleotide exchange factor activity. Lineage: Eukaryota; Metazoa; Chordata; Actinopteri; Cyprinodontiformes; Poeciliidae. The transcript has 27 exons. Bases 281 to 3403 code for a protein of 1040 amino acids. The record is from RefSeq and is a predicted model, not a curated record. Gene Ontology annotation, cellular component: cytoskeleton.